Rosa chinensis is the source of this 603-nucleotide messenger RNA. RefSeq lists its product as uncharacterized. The coding region runs from base 1 to 603 and encodes 200 amino acids. NCBI's taxonomy places the organism in Eukaryota, Viridiplantae, Streptophyta, Magnoliopsida, Rosales, Rosaceae. The record is from RefSeq and is a predicted model, not a curated record. The transcript has a single exon.
AUGGUCGGGAAGUGUUGUUGUAUCGUGAUUGGCCUAAUUUUCGGACUUUUUGUUUUGGCCGGCGUCUCCAUUUUAGUGUACUUUCUCGUAAUUGCCAAGAGCAUACAUAAUGCGCUGGUCCAUUAUGAGGUCACUGAUGCCUCCCUGACCAAGUUCGACCUCACCGCCAAUAACACCUUCCUCGACUACAACCUUACCCUCAAACUAAACCUUGAAAACCGUAGCCCCUUGGAUUACAACUUCGACCUAUUGGAGGCCGUGCCGGUUUUCAAGAGCCAAAACCUAAAUGACAUGACCAAUCUUUCGAAGCCUUUCUACCUAGAACACAAGACCAAUGUGACAUUCCCGGCAUUGUUUGCCGGGAACCACUCGGUGGCCCUCGGGGCUCAGGAGGCUUUUGAUUUCGGGAAAGCUGAUGUCUUUGAUAUUGUUUUGAAGAUUAACAGUGAGUAUUGGGCUAAGAGUGAUUCGAAGAAGGUUAGUCUUAAGCAGGAGAUGGCAUGCUACUUGAAGGUCCCUCUGAAUUCCAACGGAACAAAUGGUGGUGAGAGUUUUCAGAUUACCAAGUGCGAGAAAACUGAACUCGACAUUAACAAGGACUAG